Oldenlandia corymbosa var. corymbosa is the source of this 4860-nucleotide messenger RNA. The record is from the annotation of a GenBank genome assembly. NCBI's taxonomy places the organism in Eukaryota, Viridiplantae, Streptophyta, Magnoliopsida, Gentianales, Rubiaceae.
UGGGGACAAAAUUCGACAGCAUCCACAUUGCCAUCCAAGAAGCAAUUAGCCAAAUCCAUCAACCAGUAAAACUGUAACCUGAUAUUGAAGGAAAAAAAAGGAGAAAUUUUGUAACAGAACUCCAAUUUAAGAUGAGCAAACUGAACUCUCAUUAAGCACCUCAGUUACCAGACACACAGUGAUGCACAAGGACAAACCAUUGAUAUUAGUGUUUUCAAACCCAAUCAAAUCCGAACAAAACAAGACAAGGGGUCACUGAAAAGCCAGAUCCGUCAUCACGGAGUCACAUAAAAACUAAAAUUAUAAAUAUUAUGUCAAUAAUGCAAGAAAUCAAGUCUUUUACGAAAUUGAACCAGAGAAACAUUAAUGGUCCUGUACAUAACUUUCCUUCCCUCUGAUAAUAUCACUCUCACAACUCUGAAAUUCUUUCCUCAUACGGCCAGAAAGAGUAAACAAGAAAGCAUCAUUAGAAAAGAGUUCAGAUCCAUAAAGAAGGAAGUUGAGAAGUUAGUAUUUUACGUCAUGAUUUCUGAAGUUUUCAGCAUUAGGUUGACAAAAGGUCAUAUUCAAAGGUGAUUUGUGAAUCAACCAUUAGUCAUUUUAACAAACCGAUGAAACGGUGGCAAAUCACGGUAAGUAAGGGAGAUUCCACAAAAAGAAAAAGAGAAAAAGGUUUAGAAACCAAGAAAAACAAAUCUCCUAAAACAUUACAUCAGACCAGAUUUUCAGACCAAAGUUUUCAGAUUUUGUGUUGCAUUCACAUUGAGUUUUGAACAAACCAUAACUCCUUUUCACGAGCCACAAAAACUGAGGUAAACUACUUCCACUGUAAGAGAUUUUCAAGAAAAGAAACCUCAGAAAAAUAACUCAAAGGAUAGGAAUAACUAAUCCUAAACAGAAAGCCAGAAUCUGGAUUUUUAGAUUUUCAGUUCAGACAUGUCCGGUUCAAAUCACUUUUUUUAACAAUCCACAACUCCGUUUCAGAAUCCGUAAAAAAAAAAGUGAUAAUCUACACUGAACGAAUAAGAAAAAGAAAUCCCUGAAAACAGUUAACGACCUAAGAGAAAAAUGCAUCUCAACAGAAACCUGCUAAUCUGAUUUCUGCACUUUCAGAAACACCAAGUAUACAUACUCUGUCUGUUUAAGCAGAAUUUUCCAAAAUCUACAUAGCUAUUUAAUGUAGCGUAAAACCCAGAACAAAUGUAGGUUUAUAAAUAAGGGUUUUUCCAGAGAACCAUGAAUAAACAGGACUAGAAGACAUAAUGAUUAAGAUUCUCAAAUAACAAUUCAAAUCUGAAUUUUUGAUUUGGAUGAGACAGAAUUCGUACCAAGGUUGUUCCUUCCCUUUUCAUUUACUUCCUAACUCAAAACUUAAAUCUCAGAGUCAUCAAAUAAUAAUUUCUAAAUAUCCAAAACCAAGCCUAAUCAACGAAGCAUAAUAUGCAAUCAAGAAAGAAAACAGAAGCUCCGGUUCACCGAGAGCGUUCAAACCAUCAAGCACCUCCGAGGUACUUUGCUUUCUAUUUCGUAUAAAUAAUCCAACAUCCCAAUCGGAUUAACACCCAAAACGAAGAAGAAACAUCUUGAACAUAACCUAACUCUUGUAAUUUAAUUUGAAAAGUAUCAAUUGAAGGUGUAGAAGAAGACUAGCGUAUUACCUCAGAUCAAAUUCCAAAAUUGGGGAGCUCCCUUCCUACCUCAAUUUGAGUUCUAAUCUCUAAACCUUUUAAGGUUCUGAAUUUCCCAUUCUCUUGCUUCUAUUUUCCUUCCUAUCUUCGGGCAAACAAGCGUUACUGGACACACCGGAGGAAGGAAAGAAAUAGAAGUUAAAAAGGAAGGAAGGAGAAAGGGGAAGAAGAUGACCGAUGGGGUGGGGGCUUUUGGAUUGGAAUUUAUAUGAUAAUUCAUAUGCUAUCAUUAUGAUUUAUGUAAGCCCGAAAUGUAAUUUCGAACUCGAAUAAUCAAAAAUAAAAAAAUUUGACAUCCUACCUAUUCGAUUCCAAAUCGGGUCUUAAGCCUUACUGUUUUUUUUACUCGGGCAGGGCAGCCAAGGUUUCCGUUGUCGAAACAAACACGGAUUCUGGGUGCUGCUGUUGGAUUCUAACUAGCUUUCAAUUAAUUCUUACCACUUAAUACCUCGUUGAACUUUUCCGAGAAUUGUUUCAUCAAUUUCACCAAAAUCAAAAUCCUCAUCACAUAAAAUUCCCUCCGACUGAAGCAAAAUCUCCAUCGGCCGAUCAGAAGAGUUCACACGAAUUCUUCACCCAAUAUUCAAUCAUGGCUGGCAAAAGUGCUGGUUUUUCCAUACAGAACCAGUGUCUCUUGUUACUCCUCUUCGUUUCAGGUGCUUCUCUAUUUCCUUCUAUUUGUCUCUUUUUUUUGUUAUUAUACGUUUUAAUUUACAGUCUGCAUAUUGGUUUUGAUUGCGGAAAUUUUAAUUACAGUCUAUGUUUGUAAUUUACUCAUCACUAGAACAUGAGAGACUUGCUGCUGCAACAGUUGCGAGGGAGAUAAUUUUAAUCUUUUUGAAAUUGCUUGUUGCUCGUUAUAAUAACUGAUUAUAAUAGUUUUUUUUUUAAUGUAUACUACUUGUGUUCAAAAAAAUUGUUCACAUUAAAUCUUAAAGUAAUUGAUUAGAUUACCUUAUAUAGUGAUCUUUGAUUCCUUUAAUUUAAUUUUUUUUGGGACUGAGGGGCAGAGGGAGUAUAUACUAUAUAAAGUAGUUGAUUCUAGCUACUUCCUUUUUAUCAAAGAUUAUAAUGUUAAAUCCGUAUGGAAAAUUACUUCAUGGGGUUUUUUUUUUAGUACUCUAUUAUUUUUGUCAAAUAAAAAUUCUUUCAUGGUAGUUGUUAAUUAGGUAGGUUUACUGACUGUUCUAAAUACUGUUUUGAACAACUGUGAGUGGGGGUGACAGUGUAUGCUAGGAAACCAAUUAAGAUAGGUCCUUGGACUGAAGUUGGUGGUUAUUUCUGUCAUGCUGAAGAAACUAUAAUUGGUAUUGAUCUUGGGGCUGUGAAUUCCCGCUUUGGAGUGUAUCAAAAUGGCAAUGUUGAUGUCAUAUCCAUUGAUUCUGAGCUUCUGAUCCGAGGUGGCACCGACAAUCAAUCACUCCUUCACUCAAAAUCUAUCAUUUCUUUUGCCAGGAGGUUUAUUGGAAGAGAGUUUGAUGAUCCAGAGGUUCAGAAAGAAAUCAAGAUGCUGCCUUUUAAGGUAGUUAAUCAAGGUGGGAAGCCUUACCUAACCGUGGAAAUGAAAAGUGGCAAAAUGAAGUUGAUGAGCCCUAAGGAAAUCAUUAGUAUGAUGCUGAAAGGGAUUAAGCAAAAAGCAGAAUCACACUUGGGGAAGGAAAUCGAGAAGGCCAUGCUCACUCAUCCAGCCUUUUCUUUUUCCAGUGCGCAAUUUCAGACCAUUGAAGAUGCAGGAGCCACUGUGGGGCUAAAAGUUCGUGUACUUUAUGAUGCAGCAGCUGCUGCCUAUGUAAAUUAUGGACGUAUGACUAAGCGAAAAGAAGCUAAUAUCCUAGUUUUUGAUCUUGGAGGCAGUACUUUGGAUGUUACUGUAUUGAUUACUCAAGGUAGAUUUGAUGAAGAUUUCUUUUACCACGGUCUUGCAAGAAAUGGCAGCACUCACUUGGGAGGAGAAGAUUUUGAUCAUAGAGUUAUGGCCUACUUCUUGAACCUGAUCAAGAACAAAUACAAUAGAGAUAUCAGUGGUGAUAAGCAGGCUCUUGCAAGGCUUAAAGAGGAGUGUGAGAAAGCUAAGAAAGUCUUGAGUGACCAGCCGCAUGUUCAUAUCAAAAUCGAGUCACUUUUCGAUGAAGUUGAUUUCUCUGAAACCCUAUCAAGGGAAAAAUUUGAAGAACUGAACAUGGAUCUGUUUCAGAAGACCAUAAAGCUAGUAGAGCAGUGUUUAAAGGAUUCAGGUUUGGAGAAGAAAGACAUCGAUGACAUUGUGCUGGUUGGAGGAAGCACCAGAAUUCCUAAAGUGCGAGAACUAUUAAACGAUUUCUUCGAUGGGAGAGAGCCUAAUGAGGUGAGCAAUCCAGAUGAGGCUAUAGCCCGGGGAGCUGGAACUGAAGGUGCCCUAACAUCUGGUCAACUUUACCGAAAUUCAAUGUUCGGUCUCUUACUAAAACCAGUUGUUGGAGCGAAUAUUGGAAUUGAGACAGCUGGUGGAGUCAUGGUUAGAUUUAUUCCAUGGUGCACUCUUUAUAUGGAACUUCCAUUAGAGGAGACUCAAGUUGUCACAACGAAUAAAGAUAAUCAAAAUACAGUUGCAAUCAGAGUAUAUACAGGUAAAUCCAAGUUAAGGAACAUAGGAAACUUUGAUCUGACUGGGAUCCCUCCAGCUCCAAGAGGUGUGCCCCAAAUUGAGGUCAAAUUUUAUAUGGACAGACAUGGCAAAGUGAAAGUAAGUGCCCUAGAGAAAGCAACAAACAAAUCCAACGCUAUCACCAUUGGGCAUGUGCAUAAUCAUGAGUUGCGAGAAGUUGCAGAGUUAGAUGCUCUAGAGCGGGAAUGCAUCAUCACGGGCGGCAAAAAAAUUGACAGAGAUAACAACAACACUUGUUCCGAGCUUAGAGAAACUAUGGCAAAGAAAUUUGCAUUAUUGGAUGCCAACGGCACAGGGUUGCGGAACGAGGAAGAAGUCAUUGCCUUUCUUCCUGUUCUAACAGAAAGAUCAGAGAGAACGGAAAUGGUUCAAAAUGUUAAUAGAGUCUAUGACAAUGAAACUUGUGCUGUUAGAUAGCAUAGGGAAAUUUAAGUAAGCCUAGAGUUUGCGGAUACAUGUUAAUGUUAUAAAAGUGGAAGCUCUAUCUCCUUCUUCUCUUUUAAUUAAAAUACGAUGAUUUGAGAUUGG